GUAAAAAAGAAAAAAAAAACCUGUCAUCUUUUCCUUACCCACUAAUAUACCUUGGUUUUCCCCCCUUUUUGACACUUCUUCUCUGAAACCCUAAAUCAGUAAAUUUUCCCAGUUUCAGCGACGAUCCAGUGAAUGGAUUGCCCUUCUGGUUCCUGAUCCACGUCUGAUAAAAGAGGAAAAUAGGUCAUGAUGAUGUUAAUCUUUAGCUGGGGUGACACCAAACCUGACUCUCUGCUUCUUCUUGCGGUAUAGAGUCUUAUAUCGGGCUUGGUCUCUGGAACUGGAUGAAAGGGGAGGCUGAAUGUUUCAUAUGCCACAACUAUUAAAAAUUGAUUCCUAGGAGUUGUUUUUUGAUGCAGAAUCUUACCAAUCAGUCUGCAUAGUUAUAAAAAGUAGUUGGUCAGCGACAUGUAUGCCAAGCUAGUGCUUUGAGGAUUUUAAUUCCUAUCACAGAGGAAAUGAGACUACACUAUUUUAUAUUAAUUGGUCUAUUUGUAUUGGUCCUGGGUGGCUACAUCAGUGCAGAUUCUGAAAAUGAAUCUUUACAAAAAGUAAUAACUGCUCCACUCAGAAAUUCUGGAAGUAAUGUAAUAGACGGUUCUGGAACAAAGUAUGAUUUUUCAUCUGGAAAUGGUGAUCCGAGGCGCGGGAACAACAGAGUUUCAAUAUCUACCGUUGCUAUUUUCACACUUGCCAUGGCUGCUGCUACUGGAUUGGGUGCUGUACCGUUCUUCUUUGUUGACCUUGAUUCACAGUGGUCUGGAAUAUGCAAUGGAAUGGCUGCUGGAGUAAUGCUAGCUGCAAGUUUUGACCUUAUACGAGAAGGACAAGACCAUGGGAGUGGAAGUUGGGUUGUGUUUGGGAUUUUGACCGGCGGAAUUUUCAUUUCACUUUGUAAAAAGUUUCUUGAUCAUUAUGGUGAAGUUAGCAUGUUGGACAUAAAGGGAGCAGAUGCAGCAAAAGCUGUGCUUGUUGUUGGUAUUAUGACUCUUCAUUCAUUCGGUGAAGGUGCUGGUGUUGGAGUAUCCUUUGCUGGCUCCAAAGGUCUAUCUCAGGGCUUACUGGUAACUUUGGCCAUUGCCGUGCAUAACAUUCCAGAGGGCUUGGCAGUGAGCAUGGUUCUUGCGUCUAAAGGAGUUUCUCCACAUAAGGCAAUGUUAUGGAGCAUAAUAACUUCGUUGCCACAGCCUAUAGUAGCAGUGCCAUCAUUUGUGUGUGCCGAUGCCUUCAACAAGUUCCUCCCCUUUGCUACUGGCUUUGCGGCUGGGUGCAUGAUUUGGAUGGUUAUGGCAGAGGUCCUUCCUGACGGCUUCAAGGAAGCUUCUCCAUCUCAUGUUGCAUCUGCUGCUACACUCUCAGUAGCAUUUAUGGAAGGUUUAAGCACUGUAUUCCAACACUUUGACCACAAUUUUAAUUCAGAGGACACGUCCGGUUUCCUGAUCUCUCUACUUUUUGGUCUGGGCCCGCUUCUCGGGGGAGUUUCUCUUGUUGCAUUUGCUCUUGCAUUUCACCUCCAGCACGCCCUCCUAACCAGUGUAUCAUCAGGGAUUGCCUUUGUCCUUGGUGUCUGGAGGCCAUUGCAACUCCUCUUUUCUUCAAAAAUGGAGUUUUCAUCGCUAAUCGCCCUCUUGAUGACCGGAUUUGCAUUUUCCCAUUUUUCAACUUCAAGUGUUAUAAAACUUGGAGGACACAAAAGGACUUCUGCAAACUCAUUAUCCGCCGUAACAGGCUUACCUUUAAGCACCCUUACCCUCCAGUCCUUCCUUUGCUGUCUGGCUGUUGCCCUCCACGCCCUUGCCGAGGGACUUGCCCUAGGGGUGGCUGCCCCCAAAGCAUAUGGCCUCGGAAGGCACAUGGUCCUACCCGUCUCCCUCCACGGCCUCCCUAGGGGCGCCGCUGUGGCGAGUUGCAUCUUUGGGGCCACCGACAGCUGGCACGGGUCCCUCUUAGCUGCCGGGCUAAUCGGGUUCGUGGGUCCCUCGUCGGCGAUAGGGGCCAUACUCGCCGGCAUCGACUACAGCGGCCUCGACCACAUCAUGAUGCUUACGUGUGGGGCCCUGCUCCCGUGUUUUUGGAGCAUUGUCAGGAGAGCAGUCAGGCUGGACAAGCAGAAGGCUGUCGUCGGGUUUGUAAUCGGAAGCUUCUUCGCGAGUGUUUGCUUAACUUUCACAAAGUUGGUUUGCUUCCACACUCCUUACUGCAACUCUGCCCCAGAGGCUGUGAGAUGAUCGAACUCUGUCCAGAUAAACACAUCCCAUAACAUCUGUUGUACAUCAUCACAUAUCAAUACACUGACUUUAUUAUUGGAUUUUUUUUAAUACCCAUAACUUCAUGGAAAAUAUAUUAAUCAAAUUAUGUGUAUAUGUAAAGUGCAAUCUUAUUAUACUAAGACUCUGUUAUUUGCGUAUAAAGAUAUAUUGUUCAU
Messenger RNA from Cuscuta campestris, 2425 nucleotides. Lineage: Eukaryota; Viridiplantae; Streptophyta; Magnoliopsida; Solanales; Convolvulaceae. The record is from the annotation of a GenBank genome assembly.